Molecule: messenger RNA, 2381 nt
Organism: Vigna unguiculata (cowpea)
Lineage: Eukaryota; Viridiplantae; Streptophyta; Magnoliopsida; Fabales; Fabaceae
Product: carbon catabolite repressor protein 4 homolog 1-like
Molecular function (GO): 3'-5'-RNA exonuclease activity
Source: RefSeq, a predicted model, not a curated record
UUCUCUCUCCCCACAAGGUCUCAAUAAUUAAAAAAAAAAUAAAAAACAAGGAGGAAGAAGCGGAAGGGAAGGGAUUAGUUCCACUCCCCUGUAAAACCCUAAUAUCUUCAAUCUUAUAUUAUUUAUUUUUCUGUUUCUCUCUCUAGAACCCAACUUUCUCUCUCAAGAACGUCAAAUCUCGAUCCCUCCCUUUCCCUGCAAGAUCCGGGGGUGGUUCCGAUUGCGCAACAGGGUUUGGAUUGGGCAGGUCCCUCAAGGCUGGCGGGUAUUGGGGUGAAGUAAAUGGCGGAUCCGGCCGGAAUCCGGCUCCGCGAGAGGUGCGAGCGUGGUGUUGCGGCGGAGGCGUGGUUGAUAGGGUUACAGUGUGGUGACGAUUGCCAAGAGUGAAGCAUGCUGAGCGUGCUGCGCGUGCACCUCCCUUCUGAUAUUCCCAUUGUAGGCUGUGAGCUCACGCCUUACGUGCUCCUACGCCGACCUGACAAGACCGUUACCACCGACGGUCCCGAAGCCGCCCCGUUAGACGGCCAUUUUUUGCGCUACAAGUGGUAUCGUGUACAGAGUGAUAAAAAGGUUGCUGUUUGUAGUGUACAUCCAUCUGAGCAGGCCACUCUGCAGUGCCUUGGUUGUCUAAAGGCUAAGAUACCUGUUGCCAAAAGUUACCACUGCACUCCAAAGUGUUUUUCAGAUGCUUGGCAGCAUCACCGUGUCUUACAUGAUCGUGCUGCAAGUUCAGGUAAUGAAAAUGGAAAUGAGGAAGAAGAGUUAUUUGGGCGAUUUAAUAAUUCUGGAUCUGGAUCAAUCAGUACCACCUUAUCUUCCUCUGCAUCAAGUGCUAGUUUGACAAACGGGUCUGCACCCGUGUAUCCAGCUGCCAUUACUCAACGAAGUGGUGGUGAAACUUGGUUUGAAGUUGGACGAUCCAAGACGUAUACACCAACAGCUGAUGACAUUGGUCAUGUCCUUAAAUUUGAGUGUGCUGUAGUUGAUGCAGAGACUAAACUUACUGUAGGGCAUGCUAGCACUCUACUAACAUCCCGUGUCAUUCCUGCCCCCUCGCCUAGCCCACGCCGAAUAAUACAUGUUGAGGGGAUGGGACAUUUGGAUGCUGAUGCACGUAUAACAUCAUCAGGAACAUUUACUGUUCUAUCAUACAACAUAUUGUCUGAUUCAUAUGCCUCAAAUGAUCUAUACAAUUACUGCCCUUCAUGGGCUCUUUCCUGGCCAUAUCGCAGGCAAAAUUUGUUACGAGAAAUAGUUGUUUACCGUGCUGAUAUUAUUUGUCUUCAAGAGGUUCAAAGUGAUCAUUAUGAAGAAUUUUUUUCUCCUGAACUGGACAAACAUGGCUAUUAUGGUCUUUACAAAAGGAAAACAAAUGAGGUAUAUAGUGGCAACGUUAAUACAAUUGAUGGGUGUGCGACAUUCUUCCGUAGGGACAGAUUUUCACAUGUGAAAAAAUACGAGGUUGAAUUUAAUAAGGCUGCACAGUCUUUAACAGAUGCUGUGAUUCCAACCACUCAGAAGAAAACUGCCUUGAAUAGACUGGUUAAGGAUAAUGUUGCAUUAAUAGUUGUUUUAGAAGCAAAAGUUAACCAGCCUGUUGACAAUCCUGGGAAAAGACAGCUUCUUUGCGUGGCAAAUACCCAUGUAAAUGUUCAUCAAGAUUUAAAGGAUGUCAAACUCUGGCAGGUGCACACUCUUUUGAAAGGAUUGGAGAAAAUUGCUGCUAGUGCAGACAUUCCAAUGUUGGUUUGUGGGGACUUUAAUUCAGUUCCAGGAAGUGCUCCUCAUGCACUUCUUGCAAUGGGAAAGGUAGACCCAUCCCAUCCUGAUUUAGCUGUUGACCCACUUAAUAUAUUGCGUCCUCACAGCAAGCUGGUUCAUCAGUUGCCACUGGUCAGUGCUUAUUCAUCCUUUGCAAGAACGGUUGGUCUUGGAUUUGAGCAGCAUAAACGGAGACUAGACAAUGCAACAAAUGAACCUUUAUUCACUAAUGUAACCAGAGAUUUUAUUGGCUCUCUAGAUUACAUAUUUUACACAGCGGAUUCAUUGGUUGUGGAGUCAUUGUUGGAACUAUUGGAUGAGGAGAAUUUGAGGAAAGACACAGCACUUCCUUCUCCUGAAUGGUCCUCUGAUCAUAUAGCUCUGUUAGCCGAGUUUCGCUGCUGCAGGAAUAGAUCUAGGCGAUGACUUCAGAUCCAGAGAGACACAAAGAAAAAAGGUCGAAAGAAACGUUUGGUUGAUAAGUUAUUGUAAAAGUGGUAGAUCAUACCUUUGUCUUUUUCCCAGGUAUCUCCUUGUGGGGGGCCUUGAAAUGAUCUGCUUUGUAUCAUGUCAACUUUGCCUUAGAAAAAUUAUGAUAAUGCCUUACUUAUUUUCGCCCA